Molecule: messenger RNA, 3721 nt
Organism: Podarcis raffonei (Aeolian wall lizard)
Lineage: Eukaryota; Metazoa; Chordata; Lepidosauria; Squamata; Lacertidae
Gene: ARHGEF16
Product: Rho guanine nucleotide exchange factor 16
Exons: 15
Coding region: 266-2401 (711 amino acids)
Biological process (GO): activation of GTPase activity
Molecular function (GO): guanyl-nucleotide exchange factor activity; protein binding
Source: RefSeq, a predicted model, not a curated record
GCAAGGCAGGCUGGCUGCAAGAGAGACCGGUCGGCUCUUGCGCCCCAGCUGGAGAAAGAGAGCCAAGUGGGAGGGCUUGCCCAGGUGCACUUCGAUCUCAGGCUCCUCCUCGGAGGGUGGAGCCCCCCUUCGCAGGCGACACCUGUGCUUUUCUUUUCUUUUCUUUCUUGUCCCAGGCCGAGGACGAUGGCGCCCCGUUGAUGCUGGAGACUGAGCCCCGAUGGAGACGUAAAGAAGGCCCCACAAAUCUGCAGACGCCGGCGCCAUGUCUCAGCGCCAUUCGACCAGCUCCUUGGGAGACAAGGCCGUUCUGCUGGAGCACCAGGUCAGCUCGGAAUUGCGCCUCAGCUCCAACAAUGUGUCCCCACACAGCAAGCGCAGCUCCCUGGGCCCACUGGACAGCUCUGCGUUUUUGGCCGAGCGCUCCCCAUCGCCCACUGGGCCCCGCCGGAUCGUCCUUAGUACCCAAAGCCCAGUUGCCCUUAAGGUGGGCACCCAGCAGCUCAUCCCCAAGGGCCUGGCGGAGGGCCCCAAGCCCAAGGUCCCCUCUCGGCACCAGAGCUUCUCGGCGGCCAUCUUGAGCAAGGAAGCUGCCCGAAUGGACCCCAAGCGCAUGUCGGCCCCCAGCAUUUCGUUCGACGACCUGGAGGAAGCGGAGCUGGACGGAGGGACGCUCAAGCGCAACCUCCGCAGCAUGUCGUACCGGGCCGCCAUGAAGGGCUUGGGGAAUGGCGAGCCUGCAGAACCAUCCAAGUUCAUUGGGGGCGGUCUGAAGCCACUGUGUGAAGAAACCAAUGGCCAAGGAGCCCGAAGCCCUGGAAGGCAGAAGAGAACCUUUGGUCGGAAGCGUAUGAAUCGGCAUGGAGGUUCCUUCAAAGAUGAUCCCCGCCUAUAUCAAGAGAUUCGUGAGAAAGGUCUCAACUCCAUCAGCCAUGAGUCAGAUGAUGACCUCCUAGAGGUGGAAACCAUCCCUGAGGAACCCCCUGCCACAGAUUCCUCCACCAUUGUGGUGAAGAACUACCGGCCUGCUCACAUGACCUGGAGCCAGCUGCCAGAGGUGCAGGAAGCCGGAAUCCUGGAGCAGAUAUCCCCGGAAGAGCGCAAACGGCAGGAGGCGAUCUUUGAGAUCAUUACCUCUGAGUAUUCCUACAUGCGCAGCCUGGAGAUCCUGGUGAACCACUUCAUGAAGUCGGAGGCACUGAAGGACACCAUGAAUCAGACGGAUCACCACCACCUCUUCUCCAACAUUGGGGAUAUCCUGGCUGCCAGCAAGAGCUUUUUUGAGGACUUGGAGAAAAGGCAUCAGGAGAACGUCCUGAUCCCAGACAUCAGUGACAUCGUAGAGACUCAUGCAACUAAUAAUUUUAAUCCAUACGUCAUCUAUUGUUCGAAUGAAGUCUACCAACAGAGGACCCUUCAGAAACUGUUAACCAUGAAUCCUGCCUUUAAAGAGACCCUGAAACACAUUGAGCAGAAACCAGAGUGUGGCAGCCUUCCCUUGAUCUCUUUCCUUAUCAACCCCAUGCAGAGAGUUACUCGCCUGCCUCUUCUGAUGGAUACUGUCUGCCAGAAAACCCAGAUGCAUAGUAGAGCUUACGAAGCAGCGACUCAGGCUUUGAAAGCCAUCAGUAAGCUCGUGAAGAGGUGCAACGAGGGUGCCCACACCAUGGAGAGAACCGAGCAGAUGUACACGUUGCAGAAGCAGCUGGAGUUUGGAAAGAUCAAGAACUUCCCUCUGAUUUCUGCUUCCCGGUGGCUGCUGAAAAGGGGGGAACUCUCCAUGCCUCUGGCGGAAGAAGGUGGAAUUUUCCGGAAGGGCUCUGGACGUGGGAACUGCUAUCUCUUUGUGUUCAACGAUGUCCUGAUCAUCACCAAGAAAAAGAGCGAGGAGAGCUACAUGGUUCUCAACUACGCCAUGCUUGACCAGCUUUCGGUGGACAAAAUUGAAAACCCGGAUACUCCCUCUUCUCCCCCCGGCAAGCCGGGUUCGAGUGGUGCAUUCCGCUUUGGCCACUUGUUCCGUGUGACCAUGAACAAGGACAGCGAAGGCAAGCGGGAGGCGAUAGUGCUGGCCGCGGAAUCCCUGAGCGACCGUGCCCGAUGGAUCAGGGCGUUGAUGCACAGGGAAGACAAGGAGAAGGACACUGCCAACAAAGGAGAUCUCAAGCAGGUGGAGAUUGUACGGGCUUACUUGGCCAAGCAGACGGAUGAGAUUUCCCUCCAGCAAGGCGAUGUUGUCCUAGUCCUGACCAGGGAGGAAGGCUGGUACUUAGGUGAGCGUCUGCGUGACGGCGAGAAGGGCUGGUUCCCGCAAGCCUGUGCCCAGGAGAUCACCAACCGCAGCGCCGUGGAGCGCAAUGUUCAGCGCAUGGAACGGUUGCGCAUAGAGACAGAUGUGUGAAUGCUGGAGCAUGUCGAACAUUAGUCCGCUGGAGCACUUGGGACACAAAGCCAGCUGUAUGGCCUGGGAAGACAGACCUGGGUUACUGACUGCCUCUCAAUGUCCCUCCUGGGUCGGAAGUGAGCUCUUGCCUGGCUUGUAAGGUAUCCGCCGUCCAAAGAGAUGAAUGACCUUCCAGCCGUGCCGCACAAUGGACACACCUUUGUUGGGGGACCACCUGGGUUGAGGCAUCUCCCCGCUUCCCUCCCCCUCCACAAAAGGACACAGUUGUUCACCUGGUUGUCUGAAGAUGGUGUUUCGCUGGCGUUCUUCGCCCCUGCCCUAAAGGUCCUCCUUUGGGUGUUACCUUCUGUGGUCUGUUGUUGGUUGUUAAGAUGAUGUACAGAUAACGUUCUGUCCAGAUUCCUGUCAGCAUCUCAUCGUGGUGUGUUUGUACGUGUGUAUUGUGGAAGCUGCAAUGCUCAGGGAAAACGGGGUUAUGUGACCCACCAAUUAUAGAAGCUGGCUUUUAAUUUUGCAAUUUUCUGCCCCCACCCCCAAACCCGCAGCAACGAGGACACAUUCCUGUGCAAUCAGUUAGAUGUUUGCAGAGCCUUACGCCUCCCUCCACCCUCCUUUGCCAAUUUGCACAGAUGUGGCGAAUCCAAUAUAUGUUCAUGAGCCAUUAAGCCAUUGCACCUCAGUAGUGCUGUGCGAUGCUUAUAGUUGGAAGAACAAUGCCUUUGAAAACUUUUGAAUGGACUCCUCCUAGUCUGAAUACAUUGCGCUGGCACCAUUUUAUUCUUUUUAGCAUGGUGGUUUCCAGUGUGACCUUUACGGUGCAACCCUAAACAUGUCUUGCACAAAAGUCAGCUCCGCUGAGUCCAGUGGGGCUUACUUUUAGGUAAGUGUGCAUGGGCUUGCAGCCUUAUUUAUCUUGGCUGCCUUUUGACGUAUGUCUAGCUUAUGGGCUACAAUGAAUUUGGGUUUAGUGUCUAAUGUUGACUCUUCGGUCUACUGGUUUUAAAAUCAUUUUUGUUCGGGGCUUUUUAAUAAGUGCACCUGCCUUUUAUACAGUAUGUGUAACUCUGUUUUUAGACUUCAUCGUUAACAUACGCCCCCUCCAAGUAGUUUGUUUUCCUGUGUCUGACCACUGUAAUUAUCCUGCGCGUUCUGGAUCUGCAUGAGUCUAGCAAGUGGACUGGUUUUGAUUGGGACAAAUUGCAUUGCUAUAGUAACCCUGUUUCCUGCAGUUCCUGUGAGCUCGGAGGGUAGCUUUAGAAAAUGAGUGGUGCGUCUUGCUGUAUAUUUAAGCUGAUUAAACUCUUGUAUGAUUUGGAA